AUGAUAGCUGUUAUAUUAAACCUUGCUAUAUUAACAUUUUUGCAGCAUGGUACUAGUUACCAACAACCGGACAUAAAUUGUUAUCACAAUCUGACUCAUAAAAAUACCCCAUAUCAGAAUAUUAAACAAAAUGGAGAGCAUUUAAAAAGAAUUUUAAGAGCCAUACCACAAGGAUCGGACGAUUUUUUACAUGGUACAACUACCCAGGUGGAAAAUGAAUUAGAAGGCAUUAAUCCUGAAACACAUACAUUAUUUCCAGAAUAUUCUUUUCCUAUUAUUAAUCAAAUUAUUCGUCAAGAAUGUUUACCAGAGGAUAAUACUAAUAUCGGCAAUAACGAGGAUAUCAUAAUAAAUUUGUUAACGAAUCUCGCUAAUGCUCAUGCCAAUAAUAAUGGUACUGCUUUUAAUAAUCAAAAUUUAAAUACAAUCCCAUAUUUAGAUUCUGAUUUUAUAAUGGAUCGUUUAAAUUUAAUUUAUAGUAUGGAUGAACUUUGUGAAUCCACUGUUAAUAACAUGCUCUCACAAUAUAAUAUUCUUUCAGACGAAUUUGAACUAACCCAAGAAGAAAGACUUGCUAUAUGGAAUCAAUCUUUUAGAACAAAAUUAGAAGGUUUUUUUAACAUAAUUGUGUCGUCUUUACAAAAUUAUAAUAUUCCUACACCUGCCAUAGAAGCUUAUAUUUUAUCCAUCAUUGAGCACACAAAAAUCGAAUUUCAAAUGUUUUUAAAUUCAACUAGAAUAUCUUGGGAAGCAUCUUUGAACAACCCCAAUAAUCCAAAUCAAUAUUCACAGACAACGGUAUAA
This is a messenger RNA of Plasmodium berghei ANKA, 804 nucleotides long. Its product is annotated as Plasmodium exported protein, unknown function. The transcript is spliced from 2 exons. The coding region runs from base 1 to 804 and encodes 267 amino acids. NCBI's taxonomy places the organism in Eukaryota, Apicomplexa, Aconoidasida, Haemosporida, Plasmodiidae. The record is from RefSeq and is a predicted model, not a curated record.